CAAACUUUCCUAAAAGGUCAAACCAAACCACCUUCACUGGAACGGUCUCGAAAAGAUCUGCUGGUCUCGCGUGAUUCUAUGAAACUUUUGAAACCCAACCUCCACAUCGACAAGCAAGCACGAACCACGAGGACACUGUGCUCGUAAGCAAGCCAUCUUUCCAUUUCCCACUUCUCGGGAUUGUGAUUAUUUACGCAUUUUAAGCCUCGCAGAUGUCAUGGACAUCAUUUAUGAUUACAAAUCGACACCGCUGUUCAUAAAACAACAACAAGAAGACAUUGCUAAGCGUUGGGAUGAGGACAUGUCUGACCUGCAAGUGUCCACAGUCCUCGUCGGCACGAAGCAAAAACAACGCAAAACGUGAGGGCCAAUAAGUCACGUAAGAAAGACGCUUCAUUGACAUAAUAAAAGCGUCACUUGAUCAUUUGGGUUCCCUCCGAAGGAAAGAAAAUAUUCAUGCGCCGGGAGACGACGACAAGCCGGCGGACAUGUUUGAGGGAGACACAACAUUACGGAAGGAACCGGCGUGCAACACAAAAAAGCUUCCCUCGCCGGUAGUCGUCUCAAAAUACAUCGUUCAGCUUUCCAUUAAACAGCACAAGUUGACAACAAAAUUGUUUGGCACUGUGGGGGGAAAUGAAAGCACUAAAUCGCGGAGCGGAGCGCCUACGGAGGCCGCGCGUGGACGAAAAGGCGUUCGUGUUAUCCCGGCGGCCGUCCUGCAAUGGAGGGGGUGACAGUGGGCCAGGUAUUUGAUGCCGAAUGCAUCCUCAGCAAGCGGCCGAGAAAGGGCAAGUUCGAGUAUCUUGUCAAGUGGAGAGGGUGGUCGUCCAAGCACAACAGUUGGGAGCCAGAGGAAAAUAUUUUGGACCCAAGAUUACUGGCAGCCUUUCACAAAAGGGAACAAGAGCGAGAACUUUUGUUCCAGAAGAAAGGAAAGAGGCCGAGAGGACGACCACGCAAGAUUCCGCUUGCCGCUCCGCUCGCCGCAAAAGACAGCCGCUCGUCCUCCUCGUCGUUCUCCGGCGCGUCUUCGUCAGCGGCGUCGUCGUCCGAGGAAGAAGACGAGGCGGAGCACGAAGGCGAGAGGGCCGAGGGGGCGGGGGCGGGGCCGGGGGAGGCGGCGUCCCCCCGGCUGCACCCCGUCCCCCAGAAGAGACCUCAGAUCCCGCCCGCCGACGCCGAGCCUCCUCGCAAGAAGCGCGGCCGGAAACCGCUCCAGACCGACGCGGGCGCUUUGAGGCGCCCCGAAAGCAGGACGCCGCCCUUGCGCCCGCCCCCGAGCCACCACCACCACCACCACCAGCUGCUGCCGGGGUUCCUACGCAAGUAUGGAAAGGUGGAUCCUCGGCCAGGGAUAAAGAAGCCGCUGCAACCGGCGAGCUUCACCUACCCCGGACUCAGCAGGACCGCCAGAGACCACCAUGCCGCCGCCGCCCAGAGCUCGGCUUUCUCUCAGGUGGCGGCGUCCAAAGGGGGCUGCGUUUGGAACCGCCACAUGCCCGCGCCCUCGGCGUCCCUCGGCAAAGCUGGCAGCUCGCCGCAAAGGAAGACGUCGCACGGCGAGCUCAAACACUCGGGGGCGGGCGGCGGCCGGGGCGACGCCCACAAAAGGACGCCGCCCCCUCUGAGAGCCUUCUUCGGGGGCGGCCCUGCGGCAGCGCAGCGCCCCGCGCCGGGUCUGAGGAGGCAGGACGUCCGCGGCGGACACGCGGCUCUGCUCCAGCACAACCGAGCGCUCUCCAAAGCGCCGCCGUCGUCGUCCUCGCAGCGGGCGACUAAUCAGACGCUCAGCUUGCGGGCGCUCAACCUGCAGAGCGUCACAAAGCCCGCCGGCUACCAGGGCAACAGCGGUGCGGCGGUGCGCUCCAGCACGCGCAGCGGCAGCCUGGUGGUCAUCAAAGACUCUUGCGUUAUACCCGCAGGGCAGCGGCCAGUCCUGCCCGCAGGGGGCGCCGGCGAGAAGGGAAGGAAAGACGUGACGGCGUCGGCGGGCGGCGGCGGCGGGCGGCAGGACGAACGCAAGUCCGGCCGCAGCCUCAACGAGCUCAGCACCGGCGACUCCGACGACAGCAGCGGCAGCGAGUCGGAGCGGGACGCCGCGUCGUAUCCUAGCGACAGCCGGCCCAGCCUGGGCGACGCCGCUACGGAAUCGGACGCUGAGACGGACUGGCGGCCCACGCGGAACCUUCUGGAGCACGUGUUUGUCACCGACGUGACCGCCAACUUCAUCACCGUCACCGUCAAGGAGUCGCCCACCAGCGUCGGCUUCUUCAACCCACGCAACCACUAGCCCCUUUCGCGCUGCCCUCCGGAACCCGCUCGGUAGCCACGCGGGACGGGGCGCGGUAGCCGACCCGCCAAUUUGUCGGCUUUAUCCGAGGCAGAACACAACGCCGUCAGCGUGUAAGGGUGUAGCCGCAUGAAGUUUAACGUCAUCUUCUUCAACCUGCACAACCGUUAUCUCCUUUCACGCUGCCCGUCAAAAGCCGCGUUUUUCCGGCUCGCUGGGAUGGGGUGAUUUAAGUCAACCUUCAAAUUUGCCAGCUUCAUCGGAGGCCUAAUGGAAGCGGAACGCCGUCAGCGUGAAGUUUAGACAUGCUGGCUACACCGCAUUGUGUUGAAAACAAUUGGCGCUGCUGUAAUUAUGUGAAUGCGUGAAGGCGCAAUGGCUGGGUGAACGGUAGCUCAGCUGGAAGUUUAAGACACGAGACUCACCUUGGUGUUGAAAGCGAUUGUCUGCGCGCAUCUAAUUGUCUACGGGUCAUAUUCUCCCUUUUGCGUUCAUUCUGCGGUCAAGUCACACCUGUCAUUCCCUCAAAAUGGGCGUGUCAUAUCUAGCUACAGUAUCUGUGACUGGGAACUCACCCACUGCGUACCGCCACACGGCCGUAACGUGUGCCGAUCGCGCUACGUUGACAUUUUAUAUCACAUUAAUUGGUGAAAACAACUUGAGCGCCAGUGGACUUUUUCCACCUGCGAGGAGCAUUUCCGCUUCGAACGCACUGCAGGCAGCUUGCAGUUUGUCUGAAAGCGUCGUUGGCCACAACCACAGUCAUCGCAACAGCGCAAUGGUGAGUUAGAUUUUGAUGCAUUCGUGUUUAUUUGAUGUUUGUCGGUCCUGAAAUUCAUGCAAGUGACUCACCCGUGGCGUGUGGCGCAAGGAAGGUUGCGCACUGCGGAUCUGUACAACUUGCUUUUCCAUUGAAGGACCUCCAAACAUUCAACGUUCGGUCAUACCCAUGAUAUUCUGAUUCAAUUCCUUUUAUUGGAUUUAUUUCAUACAGAAUAAAAAACAAACACAAAGUAUGACGGCGCGGUGGGCAUGUUCGCGGCGCACAUCUCACUCGCGACGACUAACUUCCGUAUCUGAGUAAAUGCUCCACCGUUAGCCCUCCGAUGCACCAAUUCUGUGAGAGGGCAGCGUAAAGGGGGCCACUGAGGGAACCGGGGGGGGCACGACGCCAACUCUCUGCUGCGGAAACACUUUUUUGAUCCCCGUUUGAGCUGAUGAAACAGGAAGUCCUCAGUGCCUCAGGUUCUGGUCCACGACGUUAUGAAAGCAAAACUAAUGUGAUCUGUAAUUUGUACAUUUGAACUGUCUUGUUAAGUGUUUUUUUGUGUGUGUGUGUGUUUGGACCAAAGGUGCUAUGAAUGUUAUUUAAUUGUCAUAUUAACAGUAUUACACACACAUUAUUGAUCCUUUAAUUUAUACUGUAAAUAUCUUUCUAUUCACUUCAA
Phyllopteryx taeniolatus (common seadragon) is the source of this 3741-nucleotide messenger RNA. Its product is annotated as chromobox protein homolog 2-like. Gene Ontology annotation, cellular component: PRC1 complex; heterochromatin. The coding region runs from base 725 to 2293 and encodes 522 amino acids. Lineage: Eukaryota; Metazoa; Chordata; Actinopteri; Syngnathiformes; Syngnathidae. The transcript is spliced from 7 exons. The record is from RefSeq and is a predicted model, not a curated record. Gene Ontology annotation, biological process: negative regulation of transcription by RNA polymerase II.